Zingiber officinale is the source of this 1202-nucleotide messenger RNA. RefSeq names its product peroxidase 49-like. The coding region runs from base 78 to 1061 and encodes 327 amino acids. The transcript has 3 exons. Lineage: Eukaryota; Viridiplantae; Streptophyta; Magnoliopsida; Zingiberales; Zingiberaceae. The record is from RefSeq and is a predicted model, not a curated record. Gene Ontology annotation, biological process: response to oxidative stress; hydrogen peroxide catabolic process. Gene Ontology annotation, molecular function: heme binding; peroxidase activity.
UCCUCUUCUCCCCUCACAAUUCCACCAUACUCUUCUUCAAGCAAUCAGCUAAUCAGCUAAUCAACUAGUUCUGAUCGAUGGGCUCGAUCAAGCAGCACUACUCCACCCUUCUUCUCUUACUCGUAAUUGCUAUCGCCGCCUCGUUCCUCAAUGCAGGCGAAGCAUUCCCCCUCUCCUCCCAUUUCUACGGCCAUUCGUGCCCGCGGGCGCUCGAUAUCGUGAGAUCUGUGGUCGCCAGAGCCGUGGACAGGGAGCCCAGGAUGGCUGCUUCCCUGCUCAGGCUUCACUUCCAUGACUGCUUCGUCAAGGGCUGCGACGCGUCGCUGCUGUUGGACAGCAACGGCCCCAUCGCGAGCGAGAAAGGAUCCAAGGCGAACAAGAACUCCGCGAGAGGAUUCGAGGUGAUCGACGAGAUCAAAGCUGCCCUGGAGACAGAGUGCCCCGGCACCGUGUCUUGCGCCGACAUCCUCGCGCUUGCUGCUAGAGAUUCCACUGUCUUGGCAGGAGGCCCCGACUGGGAAGUGGCACUGGGGAGGAGAGACUCACUGGGUGCGAGCUUGAGUGGCUCCAACAACAACAUUCCGGCCCCCAACAACACCCUCCAAACCAUCGUCACCAAGUUCAAGCUGCAGGGACUCGACAUUGUCGACCUUGUUGCGCUCUCAGGUGCCCACACCAUCGGGCUAUCCCGUUGCACCAGCUUCCGGCAGAGAUUGUACGACGGCCACACAGACUCGCUGGAGGAGGGCUACGCCUGGCAGCUGCGGUCCCGGUGCCCUCCCUCCGGCGGCGACGACAACCUCUUCCCGCUGGACCUGGUCAGCCCCGCCAGGUUCGACAACUCCUACUACAAGAACCUGGUGGCCGGCAAGGGGCUGCUCAACUCCGACCAAGUGCUCUUCACGGGGAGCCCCGAGACGUCGGCGCUGGUGCGGCUCUACGCCGACGACGGCGGCCUCUUCUUCGACCACUUCGCCAAGGCCAUGAUCAAAAUGGGCAACAUCUCGCCGCUCACUGGGGACCACGGCGAGAUCAGGAAGAACUGCAGGAGGAUCAAUUAGGAGGUUGCUCUGCUCCAUCGAUCGAUCGUUCUAUUUAUGGUUAUCUAUUUGUUUGCGAUAUGGUUUGUAAUUUGGUAAACGUUGUGCUGUAAUAAGAAACAAUAUAAUAUGGUUAAUGAUAUUCGCUUUAUGCUUUAAUCA